Messenger RNA from Salvia hispanica, 1939 nucleotides. It is a transcript of the gene STRS1, whose product is annotated as DEA(D/H)-box RNA helicase family protein. Gene Ontology annotation, molecular function: RNA helicase activity; ATP binding; nucleic acid binding. The record is from RefSeq and is a predicted model, not a curated record. Lineage: Eukaryota; Viridiplantae; Streptophyta; Magnoliopsida; Lamiales; Lamiaceae.
UUGUGGCACCUCUCCCACUCGUCUUGCCGCCACACCCAAAACCUAACUUGCUUCUCUCUAGGGUUUUGGGGCUCAUAUUCAUCACAUUCAUGGCUGGCCCAAAGAAUCAGCAAAUUGAAGCAGCCAUCAUGCAAGAUACCGAUUCCAAGCUUCGCAAGAAGAACAAGAACAAGCAGAAGAGAAAAAUCGAGGAGACUGAUGCCGAAGAUGUAGAAAUUGAUCAAAACGCAGUUUUGGAAGCUGGCUCCACGGAAAUCUCGAAGAAGAAGAAAAAGAAGAAGGCGAACGGAGAUGGCAAAGAGGAGAUUUCGUUGAAUGGCUCAGGCGAAGAAUCAAUUAAGAAGAAUAAGAAAAAGAGCAAGGAGGGAGAAGGUGUGAGUGAGGUCAAAAUUGCCGAGUCUGCACAAGAGGAGGAGGUGAUAGAAGGUAGUGGCGUCGUGGUGUCUGGGAAGAAUGUCAAUGAAUCGAGAUACAAGGCUCUGGAUUCGUUUUCUGAGUCGGGGCUUCCUGAUGAUGUGUUGGAAUGCUGCAAGGCAUUCGAUAAGCCGUCGCCGAUUCAAGCUCAUUCGUGGCCUUUUCUGCUCGACGGCCGCGAUCUUAUUGGAAUUGCUGCCACGGGGUCUGGUAAAACGCUCGCAUUUGGGAUCCCUGCUAUUAGGCACGUCUUGAACAAGCGAAAGAGCAAUGCCUCUAAGAAAGUGUAUCCGCGUUGUCUUGUUCUUUCACCUACAAGGGAGUUAGCUCAACAAAUUGCAGAUGUUUUAUGUGAUGCUGGAAAGCCUAGUGGAGUGCGGUCAAUUUGCAUAUAUGGAGGAACUUCGAAAGGACCCCAGAUAUCUACUCUGAAAGCUGGGGUGGACAUUGUUAUUGGGACACCUGGCCGUCUUAAAGACUUGAUCGAAAUGGGAGUGUGCCGCCUAAAUGAGGUUUCCUUUGUGGUUCUAGAUGAAGCUGAUCGGAUGCUUGACAUGGGAUUUGAACCGGAGGUUCGCUCGAUUUUAAGUCAAACAUGCUCUGUUCGCCAAAUGGUAAUGUUUAGUGCGACAUGGCCUCCAGCUGUGCAUCAACUAGCGCAGGAAUUCAUGGACCCAAACCCAGUUAAGGUGGUGGUGGGUUCGGAAGAUUUAGCUGCCAAUCAUGAUGUCAUGCAAAUAGUAGAGGUGUUGGAUGAGCGAGCACGUGACGAACGUCUGCAGAAUUUGCUGGAGAAGUAUCACAAAUCUAGAAAAAACAGAGUGUUGGUUUUUGUUUUAUACAAGAAAGAAGCAUCUCGGGUGGAGAGUAUGCUUCACAGAAGGGGCUGGAAAGCCGUUUCUAUAAGUGGGGACAAAGCGCAGAGCGCAAGAACACAAGCCUUGUCACAGUUUAAGGAUGGAAGCUGUCCUCUAUUGAUUGCAACUGAUGUUGCUGCUCGAGGAUUGGAUAUUCCUGAUGUUGAAGUUGUUAUCAAUUAUAGUUUUCCUCUCACGACUGAGGAUUAUGUGCACAGAAUUGGUCGAACUGGAAGAGCUGGUAAGAAGGGAGUGGCUCAUACGUUCUUUACAAAGGAAAAUAAGGGCCUUUCUGGGGAGUUGGUGAAUGUUCUCAGGGAAGCUAAGCAAGUUGUACCUGAAGAUCUAUUGAAAUUCGGGACUCAUGUCAAGAAAAAGGAAUCCAAGCUAUACGGCGCCCACUUUAGAGAAAUCGACGCCAAUGCUCCCAAAGCUACCAAGAUAACAUUUGAUGAUUCUGAUGAAGAUUGAUUUCAAUAUAUUCAGGGAAGCAAUUCUGAAAUUUACUGUAUUUUUAGCUUCCAAUUGAAAUUAUCGAGCAUGUGCUAAAAUCAUAUUGUUGCUUUUGUGAUAGUAUAUCUAGUAAAGACGAAUUUUUUUCCUUUUCUUGUUGGUAAUGGUGAUUUUCAAAUUUUCAUCAUAGAAAUGUAAUGCUCCCAGUUUAUUUA